Messenger RNA from Pseudonaja textilis, 2381 nucleotides. RefSeq names its product solute carrier family 66 member 2 (gene SLC66A2). Gene Ontology annotation, biological process: retrograde transport, endosome to Golgi; phospholipid translocation. Gene Ontology annotation, cellular component: trans-Golgi network; endosome. NCBI's taxonomy places the organism in Eukaryota, Metazoa, Chordata, Lepidosauria, Squamata, Elapidae. The record is from RefSeq and is a predicted model, not a curated record.
GUUAGCUCCUUGUUUCCAGUCGCCCAGGGAGGCGGCGGGAGCAGCAGCUGCAGCAGCAGUAGCGCCUGUGGCUUUGGGCGCCCCUGGCAAAGGAAAAGGGCGCAGCGCAGCUGUGGUUUCAGGGCAGUCUGAGGCGGGAGCGGCGCCCCAGGCUGGGGCUCCCUCGAGCAAGAGGGGGAGAUGCGCGAUUCUUGGGGCGAGGGGCCUUAGUGAGAGCCCAGGGUUGCUUAAAGAAUGGCAUAUGGCCUAUUGGAAGAUUAAUCAGAUAUGAAUAAAAGUCAGUAAAUCCUGAGGAAGUAAUAAAGGAGCUUCCCUUUUGUUACCUACUGUACUCAUGCUAAGGGACAUCAUCCUACCCAUGAUGGAAGCAGAUGGCUGGGAAUGGCUGGUAACUGCAGUUCAACAGCUGAUAUCCUGGGGGGCUUCGGCAGCCAUGAUGUUUGGAGGUGUAGUACCAUACAUCCCUCAAUACCGCGAUAUUAAAAGAACACAGAACGCAGAGGGCUUUUCAACCUACGUGUGCUUAGUAUUAUUAAUUGCAAACAUUUUAAGGAUACUCUUUUGGUUUGGGAGACAUUUUGAGUCACCCUUACUAUUGCAAAGCAUUAUAAUGAUAGCCACAAUGUUAUUGAUGCUGAAACUGUGCACUGAAGUACAUGUGGCCAAUGAGUUGACUAUAAAACGACGUUCCUUUUCAGCUGCAGAUAGUAAGGAUGAAGAAAUCAAAACAGCUCCCAAGAGAACCUUUCUAGAUUUUGACUUGAACUCUUUCUGGCACUGGAACACGUUUGCAGAUUAUGUGCAGUGCGUUCUGGCUUUCGCUGGGGUAACAGGAUGCGUCACUUACCUUUCCCUUGACUCCAGUAUCUUUGUUGAAAGCCUGGGUUUCCUUGCUGUUUUCAUUGAAGCCAUGGUGGGUAUCCCACAGCUCUACCGUAAUUAUCAGAAUAGGUCAACUGAAGGAAUGAGCGUAAAGAUGGUGCUAAUGUGGACCAGCGGUGACACCUUCAAGACGGUGUAUUUCCUCCUGAAUCAAGCUCCAUUCCAGUUCUCGGUGUGUGGACUUCUCCAGGUUUUUGUAGACAUGGCCAUCCUUUUGCAGGUUUACUUCUUCAGCUGUUACCCACAGAAACCUGUUCCACAUUCAUCACAUCCAGCCAGCACAAAGGCACUUUAAGGCACAGGAUGGAAAUGAUUAUUCAUGGGAGAUGUAGAAGAGGCUGGAAGCCAGCCUUAGCUUCCGCUCUGUUCGUACCUACUGUGUUUCUGAGGAACUAGAAGUAGAAGAAUCAAAGAUGCAUACCUACAUGGACACUUUUUCUGGCACUUUUUCCUCUUCUUUCGUUGGGUUGCAUCUCUAUUGAAAUGGAUUUGUCUUGUUUGGGAUUGCAGUGAGGGGUUUUCUUUUAUGUUCUUCUGUUCUUCUCAAUUCUUUAAAAUAUCUGUGCACGGACAAAUGUGUGUAUCCCAAGGGCUGGUUGUUAAUGUUCUCAACGCUAUUUUUUCAAAGGUCAGUCAUAAAAGUUGGAGUAUUUUGUCUGAAGCAUUUACCCAUUUAUAUGCAUAUGGGCUACGUAUUUGGAAUAUUUUACAUUCCUUAGAUGAAAGUGCAGAACCUGUUGUUGUUUUUUAAUGUGGUAAACCACACUUGGUAAGAUGGUAAGAGUUGAUAAUAAGAAGAGAUGGUUUAGUGAAUAAUGUCAAGGAAUAAAUUUUGUGCAACUGUGUUAAAUAUAUAUGCGCACACUGCUGGGUCAGUGUGAUGUAUAAGUACAUCAAAGUGAUUAGUCAUUUUGAUACAAAUGUUACUAUAGCCAAACAGAACAGACUAAUGCACAGUAAGUCUUCAGAGAGCUCAGAAGGAUGAGUAAUUUCAACACAUUGAAGAAAUUACUAACAUAAUCUAUAAAGGAUUUAAAAUUAAAGAGGAUGAGCUUGAACAAAAAUCAGUGUUUAGUUUAGGCAUUAUUUGCAUUCUGUUCCUGUAUUUUUGUUUGGUGGGAAAGCCACUUUGUUAUGUAAAUCUUGUUUCUGCAGUGUGAGCACAAUGGCAUUCUUAAAAGUUAUGCUCUUGAGUUGCACAGAUCUACUCCAAUAAGCGCUGCUUUUUAAGCUAAAGACAUUAUCUGAGUAACCUACUCUCUGUGCAAGAGAUGGUUUACUAGACUAGAAUAGAGAAGAGAGAGCAAUACUUUAGUGUUGGAUAAUAUGGCAAACCUUUUUUUACAAGAAAAUGUUUGUGUGUGAUAUUUUUCUAAAUAUUGAAUACCAAAUGUCAUUUUAUGUUUGGGAAGAAGUGGGGCUACUGAAAAGUAUGGUAGUGAUUCUGAGUUUUGAAAAUUGCUUCAUUUUAGCAGUGCCAUAACCAGUAACUGAAAGGA